AUGUCUCGCCCGGAAGGUAAAAAUGGCCUCGGUGUCCUCUCAAUUCCUGGGGUUCAUAACACGCUCGGUAUCAUUCCCGGCAUAAUAUGCAUUUGUGCUAUUUCAGCGAUCACUACAUGGUCUAAUUAUGUCAUCGGUCAAUUUAAGCUAAAACAUCGCAACGUAUACGGCAUCGACGAUGCGGGUGGGUUAAUGUUUGGACGAAUCGGCCGCGAGGUUUUUGGUGCCGGUAUCUGCAUCUACUGGGUAUUUUGCUCGGGCUCUGGCAUGCUGAGCACUUCUAUCGGACUCAACGCAGUGUCACUCCACAAUGCAUGCACUGCUGUUUUCGUCGUCGUUGCCGCCAUAGCGUCAUUUGGCCUGGCCAGUAUUCGCACACUCGGCAUGACAUGGGUCGCGUGGACUGGUCUUGUAUCUGUAUUUAUCGCAGUUCUUAUGGUCACUAUUGCCGUAGGGAUUCAAGACCGUCCUUCUUCUGCACCUCAAACUGGCCCUUGGGAGUCUGAUUUCAAACUACUUGGAAGACCUUCGUUCACGAAAGCUAUUUCAGCCGUAUCAUCUAUUGUCUUUGCAUUUGCUGGUACCCCAGGCUUCUUUCCAAUUGCCGCGGAAAUGCGUGACCCAAGGUAUUAUACUCGGGCCCUGCUUAUUUGUCAGUCUAUCGUAACGGCAACAUACAUAUCAGUUGGAACCGUAGUAUACUAUUAUUGCGGUUCUUUUGUUGCCUCUCCUGCUCUUGGAUCUGCGGGCGUGCUAGUUAAGAGGCUUGCUUAUGGUAUCGCUCUGCCAGGCCUGAUCAUCAGCACCAUCGUUGUCAUACACUUUCCUAGCAAGUAUCUCUUCGUUUGUAUUCUUCGUGGGUCAAAGCAUCUCACAUCCAACUCUCUAAUCCACUGGGGUACUUGGCUCGGUUCCACGUUUAGUGUUACCGUGGUCGCAUACCUCGUCGCCAGCGGUAUCCCGAUUUUCAAUGGUCUAGUAUCUCUUAUCGGUGCAUUGCUCGCCACGCUGAUGUCAUUUCAGCCGAUGGGCUGCAUGUGGCUAUAUGAUAACUGGUCUGCUGGUCGACACGCACCAACCCUUAAGUGGUGCUUGAUGGUUUGUUGGAGUAUCUUUGUUAUUAUAUCAGGAAUAUUUCUGAUGAUCGCGGGUACAUAUAGGUCUAUCGCGGGUAUUAUCCAGAUUAACAAGGAGUCCGGUGGAUCGUCAGCUUGGUCAUGCGCCGACAACUCGAACUCUUCAUGAACAGCCUUUCAUAGACAAGGACAAGACGGAACAUCUGACGACGUAUCAAAAUUAACAAACUCUAUUUCACCUGCUUGGAGCUCGAUGGUGGGUGUUACGGAAACGCAAGCCCUAACCUCCCUGACCAGCAUUGCGCCACUGGGGAGGAUGAUGCUGGUAUGCGCGAGGAUAACUCCAAAAUUUCGAGAGAGCACUCCCCUUAGGUGCAUCAUUGCAACCAUUGUUGCCUUCCAUACCGAAGUCUUUAUGAGCAUUUGCGGCGAGAGUAACACGCACA
Molecule: messenger RNA, 1522 nt
Organism: Fusarium redolens
Lineage: Eukaryota; Fungi; Ascomycota; Sordariomycetes; Hypocreales; Nectriaceae
Product: transmembrane amino acid transporter protein-domain-containing protein
Exons: 5
Coding region: 1-1245 (414 amino acids)
Biological process (GO): amino acid transmembrane transport
Cellular component (GO): vacuolar membrane
Molecular function (GO): amino acid transmembrane transporter activity
Source: RefSeq, a predicted model, not a curated record